Molecule: messenger RNA, 300 nt
Organism: Gongylonema pulchrum
Lineage: Eukaryota; Metazoa; Nematoda; Chromadorea; Rhabditida; Gongylonematidae
Source: the annotation of a GenBank genome assembly
AUGGCACCGGCAUCAUCACCAUCCUCAACAACAAUAUUCGAUCUUUCCAAAGAUGAUUUAAGCUCAAUAUUGCAAACCCUGAAGCCAACGAUCAGUGCGUCUGUAGCGGAUUCGAUGUCUGUUUGCGAACUGCGAACACGGAUCACCGAAUGGCUGAUGCUGAAUGACCUCUCCACCAUGCAUAAUUUUAAGCAUCUGGAAAAUUCAGAGCAAUGGAAAGUGCCGGACAAAGCUGACCACUGCAUAUCCUGCGGCAAAUAUAGAGUCGCCUCCGUUGGUCAGUAUUUCUGUGUUCGUUAG